Messenger RNA from Aspergillus melleus, 1488 nucleotides. RefSeq names its product MFS transporter. Gene Ontology annotation, molecular function: transmembrane transporter activity. Gene Ontology annotation, biological process: transmembrane transport. The coding region runs from base 1 to 1488 and encodes 495 amino acids. Gene Ontology annotation, cellular component: membrane. The record is from RefSeq and is a predicted model, not a curated record. NCBI's taxonomy places the organism in Eukaryota, Fungi, Ascomycota, Eurotiomycetes, Eurotiales, Aspergillaceae. The transcript has 3 exons.
AUGAACGCUGCUAAAGGACUAGAAGUAUCCCCGAAUGUGGAGGCCGAGAAGCAGGAGGCAGAUUAUACAGAAGCUCUCAAUGCUCAAGCACAGCUCGAUGUGUUGAAGGAAACAUACGGAGCAACCUGGGACAGCCCCGACGAUCCCCAAAACCCCUACAACUGGACCUUGACCCGCAAAGUCUCCAUCGCAAUGGUCGUAUCCUGCGCCCAAUUGGCCGGACUUAUGUCCGCCAGUAUGAUGGCCGUGGCCCUAAGCCAAAUCGCCGAAGACCUCAGAAUGAGCGAGCUGGCAACCCAGAUCGCCUUCUCUGUGUACCUGCUAGGGCUCGGGUUUGGUCCGUUUCUUGUCGGCGCUUUGUCGGAGAUGUACGGUCGCAAGCCGGUCUGGAUGGCUUGUAAUGUGUGGUAUAUCUUGUGGAAUAGCCUCUGUCCGGUGGGGGAUUCUCCUGGGCUGAUGAUGGUCGGGCGGUUUCUGGCUGCGAUUGGAGGCUGUGUGGGCAUCGCUCUCACAGCCCCCAUCAUGGCCGACAUGUUUCACGCCAAAGACCGCGGGAAAUCGCUAGCCCUAGCCACCCUGAUCCCCUUCCUGGGUCCGGCAUUAGGUCCCAUUAUCGGCGGCCUCGCAGCACAGAACCUCCACUGGCACUGGCUCUUCUGGAUCCUGUCCAUCUUCGACGUCGCCGUAUUGCUCCUAGGCACCGUCGUGAUUCAAGAAUGCUACACGCCUGUUCUGCUCCACCGCAAAGCACGCACCCAGACCCCCAACCUGCAGCACCACAAUACAGAUAGUCUCUGCGCUCAACUAGGCAAGAACCUCUACAGGCCUCUCCAUCUCAUGGUCCACCGUCCCAUCAUUCAACUCCUGUCCCUCAUAUACGCCCUCGACUUCGGCAUCUACAUCCUCAUGCUCUCCACAUACGCCACCCUCUGGAUGAACCGAUACGGCCAGUCCUCAACAAUCAGCAGCCUCAACUACAUCUCCAUCGCCGUCGGCACGACCCUCUCAGCCCAACUCGGCGGCCACCUCAUGGACUUUAUCUACCGGCGGAUGCGCGACCGAGCCGGUCCAGCAUCCCCGCCCACACCCGAGUUCCGUGUCCCCUACCUCAUCCCCAGCGUGGUGCUCAUCCCCGUCGGCCUGUUCUGGUACGGCUGGUCAGCUGAGAAGCACGCGCCCUGGAUCGUGGUGGACAUCGGCGCUGCCAUCUUCACCUGGGGCAGCUUCAUGAUCGGUCAAGGUUGUUUGGCUUAUUUGCUUGAUGAAUUUACGCAUACGGCGUCGGCGAGUGCUGCUAUGCGUGUGCUCUCCUAUAUGCUGGGGUUUGCGUUUCCGAUUUUUGCGCCGCAGCUGUAUGAGAGACUUGGGUAUGGGUGGGGGAAUAGCUUGUUGGCGUUCUUGUGCAUGGGGUUGGCAAUUCCCGCGCCGUUGGUUUUGUGGGUGUGGGGGGCUAGGUUGAGGGCGAUAGGGAGGGAGAGAGCGCCUUGA